Molecule: messenger RNA, 2414 nt
Organism: Daphnia pulicaria
Lineage: Eukaryota; Metazoa; Arthropoda; Branchiopoda; Diplostraca; Daphniidae
Product: putative leucine-rich repeat-containing protein DDB_G0290503
Exons: 8
Coding region: 71-1945 (624 amino acids)
Cellular component (GO): plasma membrane
Source: RefSeq, a predicted model, not a curated record
UUUCCUAGAUCGUCCCAUCUUCUUCAGAAGCUUUACGUCCGCCUCCUCAGUCGGACCAUCUGAAGAAAGAAUGAGAACGUUCUGGUAUUUGAUUUCGGCGACGGCCGUCAUUUUGCUUCAUCCGGUAGCCACCCAGACGCCUCAACAGCCAGGAGCGACCGCAGCAUCUCUCAUCACGCAUUCGGACAUCAGGGACGCUAUUUUGACGCUGGUCGGAGCAGUUAGAGAGCAGACGGGCAAGCUCGAACGCCACGAACUACGUGAGAGGCAGCUGGGAGAUGCCCUGACCCGUUCCCUCAGAGAUCUUGAUUCACGAACACGUGGUCAAGAUAAGAAUCUGGAGAACCUGGCUAUCCUCAUGGCCCGAACCGAUGAGCGGCUCCGUAAGAUGGAAGAAAUGGUCAUACAGAGGGACGAGAGAGAGAGGAUUCAACUCCAGAAAAUCACUGACAAUACAGUGGCUAUCCGCAAUGGAAUUGAAUCCGGAAGAAGUGCCGGUGCUCCUAGUGGUCCUGCUCCGGCAGCCGCUUCAAGUGGAGAUCUCGGCGAAGUACUGAAACAGCUGACUCGCACUCGUAAAAAGGUGGAGAGCGUGGAAGAAUCAUUGCAAAACCGUCUGUCAGUUGUGGCUAACGAAGUGAAAAUCGUUGGAGAAAAGUACGAAACGCGCAGUGAGAGACUAGAGAGCUUACAGUUGACUACCAUGGAGAACCUGGGCAAAGCUCAAGCUGGCGAUGCCGAGAAAUUGCGAGCUGCAUCUGUCAAUCUGGUGGCUACGGAAGGCAAAUGGCGCCAGUUUUUCAGCGAUGCUCAGAAUCUCGUCAACCAGUUUGGAGUUGGUGUCAACCGCAUUUCUGAUCACGCGAGUCGAAUGAAGAAUGACACUUCAGCCAUCUUAGUCGGUAUUGAAAAGCUGGAGACAUCUUUGGAGAAUUCCGGAUCGUCUUCCGGAUCGCAGAGCAAUCCUGAGGCCCUUGUUUCCGCUAUUCAAGUCCAUCUGAAACCAACGCUCGAUGCUGUUCAUUCACUGGUCAACGACUCGUACCAGUCACAGAUGAAACUAGACGAAAACUUCAAAGAAGGUUGGCAAUCUUUGUCACGUGGAAUUGACAAAGGUGUGAUGAAUGUCACCGAUGUGUUCCAAACUCGACUUGGAGCAUUUGAACACAAAAUGAGUGAGAGUCAGAAGCUUAUCCAAGACCAGGUGGAGGAAUCUGGAAAUAUGGCCGAGACAUUGGCCGACAGGGUGGACAAAAGCUACGCAAGUCUUGCCAAAGAAAUUCACGGGUUGCAAAAAGUAGAACAAGUACUUCUCGACACGGCUGAUGGAGUUCUUGAUACGAAACGACGUCUCGAAUUUGCCGUCCAGCAAAUUUUGCUUGAAUUGGGCGACUCAAUCCGCAGACAAACGGGCGAUCUGAACUCGACAUUAGCCCGCAAGGUCGACGACGUCACCUUCUCGGUCAUCAAAGAUCAAAGUACCGCACUUACUAACAUGACAAGUAAACUAGAAAAUGAACUCGGACAGGUCUGGCGUCAGAUUGGCGUGCUAUAUCAGAGCGCCAGUCAAUCACAAGAAUUGUUGCAACGAGUGGAACAGCAGACAGCCCAACACGUCGGUGGUAGUCUUCAAGCUCUCAGCAGCAUGGACAAAAGAGUUGGCCAGGUAACGGAACGGGUCAACGAAGUUGACGACCAUUUGAACUUUUUGCUGGGCCGCUUGUCGCUAGUUGUGCAGGAAUUCAAUCAAGUGAGAGGUGGAUUGGGUGAGGCUCUCGAAUCACUUCGUUCAGGACUUGCAGUCACAGGCCAACAACCAAGUACGACGGCCGGUAAAUCCUCUUCACCUCCUUAUGACGUUUCCAGUGGUCCAGUACCCAACCAAGAGGACGUCACCGUUAUCACACGGAAAGAGAAUAUUAAUAACGACAGCGACGAGAAUUGAAAUUGAAUUGCUCAUUCGUGACUGAGCUGUAGACAAUAGCAUUGAGCUUCUUUGCAAAAUUGAGAACAGUAGACAUUCGUAGACUUAACUCUAGUUUAAUUUUUAUGUAGUCACAACUUUCAUUUCGGACGAAACACAUAAAAUAUAAGCACAGUGCUCAUUGAGUAGAAUCAACCCCACUCUAUUAGCCAAAGUAGAUUCUCAUCGUACGCAACCAAAUAAAUUACCGCCAAGUUUUUAAAAUCCUAUCAAUCAAACAAUACAAAAAAUACGGUCUGUAUUCGUUCCUGCGGCGAACGAAGAUUAAUUGAAUUCCACGCCACAUGUCUCACAUAAUAAGUUGCUCCUGCUGCGUGUGUCAACUGGAUAAUGCACCUUCUGCCUCCGUUCUAUUUUUUUCUCAUUCAAAUGUGAAUUGUACACUCGUUGCCAAAACAAAUAAUACAUUAGAUACACAUUUGUAUAUGAA